AUGUUCGUAUCCACUCGAGAGGCUCUUGAAACAAUUUUUCCGCAAGCCUCCGACGAAGAUAUUGGAAAAUACGAAAACCAACUUGAUAAGGUGGACGAUUUUGAUCCUGUGCUCAUCAUUUCGCCAAAUCACAACUGGAUAAAUCAACAUACGUUGCAAACUUACCAGGCGGUGAUGAAUGCAUUUGCGACCAACGAUCUCCAACAACAAAAUAAUCGCAGAGAUGAGAAUUCGCUCUGUGUAUUCCACUUUGCAACCGUAACUGAGCUCUACACUGUACGUAGAAACAUUCGUAAACUUCACCCCAAUGCGUUCUUCGACCCUAAUGCUCAACCUCAACAGAUGCCGAUUGGUACCGCUUGGAUACUUAAUAAGGUGGGAAUACGCAAAAGCGAUUUCGGGGAAGAUGAUUCGUUUUUUGUUCUUCGACCCUAA
Messenger RNA from Ambispora leptoticha, 435 nucleotides. The record is from the annotation of a GenBank genome assembly. NCBI's taxonomy places the organism in Eukaryota, Fungi, Glomeromycota, Glomeromycetes, Archaeosporales, Ambisporaceae.